AUGUCACCAUCUUUCGACGCCUUUUUCCACGUAUAUCCGAUUCACAGAUUCACGGCCUAUGUACACUUAGUCCUAUUCAAAAAUGCCGUUCCUUCCUCGUUUCGUACUUCGAGACAAAACUUCGACAUGUCUGAUUACUUGUUGCAAGGUAACUUUUGGCGAGGCCUAUUCGGUGGCGAUAGUGGUAGUCCAAACAAACUGAACAGUGAACGGAGAGCUUUUUCGAAUGUAUGCAGCCUUCACAGUUGUGCCCAGGGACAGUAUCAGGAUGAGAUAGUAAGUGGGGUCCGUGCGCUCAUGUGCGUCACUAGGGCGUGGACAUGUGUAAGGUGUCCUCAGCUGCGAUAA
Molecule: messenger RNA, 348 nt
Organism: Bipolaris zeicola 26-R-13
Lineage: Eukaryota; Fungi; Ascomycota; Dothideomycetes; Pleosporales; Pleosporaceae
Exons: 1
Coding region: 1-348 (115 amino acids)
Source: RefSeq, a predicted model, not a curated record